AACCCUCAAUUUGACUAACAAAAAUUAAAUAAAGUCUCUGCAUUAUUAUAAUACUACACCAAUUUCAUCAGUGUUUCAGCUGUAGAGAAUAAUUCUAUAUCCGUUGAAAAAAGUUAUGGUUGUUUGUAUUUGUAGCCCACUCUACUGCUCCAAUUUUGUUUUCCACAAAAAUGGCGUUUGCUGCUAAUUACACACCAAUAAUUCUUGUGCUAUUUUUCCUCACAAAGUUGGUGGCGCAGAGUUCUCAACCAUUUCCUUGCUUCUUCAUUUUCGGUGACUCCUUAGUUGAUAGUGGCAAUAACAACGACCUCGAUACAAUAGCUAGGGUCGAUUACUCGCCUUACGGUGUCGAUUUUCCUUAUGGCGCUACCGGAAGAUUCACCAAUGGCCUAACUACGGCCGAUUUUCUUGCUCAAAUGCUUGGUUUCGACGACUUCAUUCCGCCCUUCGCGGAGGUGCGAGGCGGCAAAGACGUAAUCAACGGUGUCAAUUAUGCCUCCGGAUCAGCAGGAAUUCGUAAUGAAACCGGAGAGCAUAUGGGCGUUAGGAUCAGUUUGGAUGAACAAUUGCGAAAUCACGAGACGACGUUGUCGCUCCUUGCGGCUUCGUACGGGAAUGUGUCUUCAGCCGAACAGCACCUCAACAAAUGCUUCUACUAUUUGGUAGUUGGUAGCAACGACUACAUCAACAAUUACUACGAGCCUCAUUUUUAUUCCACCAGCAGAUUAUACUCACCACAGCAAUAUGCAACGCUCUUAGUCGACCAAUUCUCUCAGCAGCUUAAGAAAUUAUACAAGUUAGGGGCAAGAAAAAUAGGUGUUGCGAGUCUUGGUCCAUUAGGUUGCAUCCCGGCGAUGGUGGUGAGAGGUACUAAUGGUUCCCCGUGCGUGGACCCCGUCAACCACGCGGCCGAGUUGUUCAACCGAGCGCUCAGAAGCCUCGUCGAACAACUCAAUACGGAUCUCGAACGCGCUAACUUGAUCUACAUAAGCGCCAUGGAGUUGACUCCAACACAGCUCUUUGCUCCUGGGUUGAGGCUUCUCAACUCGGCAUGCUGCAGAGUGGAUAGAGUAACGGGACUGUGCAUUCGGGGAGGAGCAGCAUGUGCUAUUAGGGACGUGUAUUUCUUCUAUGACAAUUUCCAUCCAACUCAGAUAGUAAACAAGGUUGUUGCAACUGCUUCAUACAUUGAUAUUCUCAAUUUAAUCUCUAAUUAGUUAUUACA
This is a messenger RNA of Salvia miltiorrhiza (redroot sage), 1225 nucleotides long. Its product is annotated as GDSL esterase/lipase At1g29670-like. The transcript has 5 exons. The coding region runs from base 171 to 1217 and encodes 348 amino acids. Gene Ontology annotation, molecular function: hydrolase activity, acting on ester bonds. The record is from RefSeq and is a predicted model, not a curated record. NCBI's taxonomy places the organism in Eukaryota, Viridiplantae, Streptophyta, Magnoliopsida, Lamiales, Lamiaceae.